Messenger RNA from Uranotaenia lowii, 5841 nucleotides. RefSeq names its product probable serine/threonine-protein kinase yakA. The transcript has 5 exons. NCBI's taxonomy places the organism in Eukaryota, Metazoa, Arthropoda, Insecta, Diptera, Culicidae. The coding region runs from base 2052 to 4682 and encodes 876 amino acids. The record is from RefSeq and is a predicted model, not a curated record.
UCGUCUCCUUUGUUGGACGUGUGCGAGCGAGCGAUUGUCCAGUCUAAUCUAUCCUCGUCAGUGGACGCGCGAUUCGGCGUUUUGGCUGCUGCUGCCAUUUGUUCGGUGUUUCUUGGGAGUAAUUCAGUGCGCCCAGUGGCGAUCAGAGACGUUCGAAGAUGCAGUGAUUGAUUGAAUCAGUUGCCGGUAAAGAGAAGGAUUGCUUUGAUUGUGUUUUGUUGCCUCCAUCAUCGGGAUCCGCGCGAAAGGUUGCAGGGGUGAUAUGUUGUUAUCAGAUGGAUGAAGUGUUUUAAAGUUGAAGAAAUCGAGGCACACUCGAUUGAUGAUGGUUUUAAUUGGCAUUGGCGGCCAGAGUGUUGUUCUUCGGUUUUGUUUUGGUGUCAAGAAUGGAAAGUGAAUAGGAAGAAUGUAAAUAAAUCAAAUUAACAAAGUUGUUUACAUUAGUGCUGGCGAAUGAGUUGAAGAAAUUUGAGCAUCCGAGGGUUGAAGGUGCAAACGAAGAAGAAAACGAUAACAAGCAAGUGCAUGUUUUGGUAUUGUUGUUCAUUCCGGACCAGCGAUUUUGAAUGUUAUAUUAAUUCAACAUUUGUGAAACAAUUUUAAUGGAUCAUUCCUAGAUUAUUCGCCGUCGAAUGGUUGAAAAGCAUUAGCAGAUGCACAUAAAUUAUCCUACCUAUUGCGAGGGUGAAAAAAAGUUGAAUCGGAAAGGCGGUGUGUCUGUUUUUUUCCUGCUAGCUAGCAAAAGAAGAAUGUGACUGAUAGAAACCUCGAGCACAAGAUAAGUGACGUGAUCGACAAAGUAAAGGAGAAGGAAUGAUCUCAACCCAGCUCGAAGCCCGUGAAUAAUCGGUUAUAAGAAAGAUAACAAAAAACAACUCGAAGAAAGUUAGUUUAAUCAGUAACAGUAAUAAACCGGAAUCACAUCCAUUAGUAAAGAGUUCAAGCCGAAGCAAAAUUCAAAGGUAGCUGUAAGAAAAACCUUGAUAGCAGUGUAAAGUCGUGCAAAAAUAACGAGUGUAUUGGGUCGAAAGAUACGCCAAGAAGCCGACAUUAAUAAAACAAUGAUAUUUAAACAUGACCGUAAAAUAUGCAAAUAGAGUUCCAUAACAUUGCCGCCGAAGUCUUCUGCUACUCCUGCUUCUGAGCUCAUCGGCGAAAGAGUAAACGUCACAAAACACAACUCGGUCAUAAGGAAUCGAAGAAAAGCUACUAAGCGAAGCGGAAGAAACGAGUUGAAGGGAGAAGCAAAAAACCCUAUUGAUUUUGGUUCGCGAAGACGUGAUUGCUACAACAGUGAUAGGCUACAAUAGGAGCACCCACCGAGGUCGAAGAAAGAAGAUAUAGGAGAGGAAAGUGUGGAGGAAAUAUCUGCUGUGCUGCUGCCCUGACAAAGAAUCGUUUGAUCUUUAUCACAAUAGGAGAGCAGCGAGAAGAAAAGAAAAAUAAUAAAACGGCCCAGACCAAAGGGAAAAUAAACGGAAAAUCGUGAUUAGCACGCGGGUGAAGUCUGCAAAAAGUGCCAAGCCAAGAGUGUGAUAGCAGUGUUGGUGUGCUGUGCUGUGUAUCUGUAAGGAGUGCAAUCAUCGGAAAAGUGGGGGUAGGUUUUCUGUUUUUGAUAAGAAAAAUGAGCCAUUUCCUUCGAUUGGACGCCUAAUGGUGGUAAAUUUUCGAAGCAAAUUCUUCGUGGGGAGCCUUCAUCGUCGUUAAAGUGUUGCCUACAACAAGCGGCGGAAGAAAGGAAAAAUAAGGAAAAAUCCGUGCUUCUUCAAGGCACCCAAAACCAGCAGUUACUACAGGAAGAACCUAUCAAAACAAAGAAGCGAUCGACCGACCGGUAACCAGAACCAAAAGAAGGAAUCAGCAGAAGAACCUUUCCGUGGAGAUUGGAUUUCGUCAACUGGCGCUGAAUUCUUUCGGGGCAUGGAUUCACUGUUUGCAAAAAGGUCAGUUUGAUACAAACGAGACGGACCUUGAGCUUGGAUGAUCGCAUAGACUCAAACAAUGCCAGGCGUAAACAUUCUCCCACCAACCAUCGCCUCUCAUAAUGCAAAAUGGAGCUCUCGACGAUGGGAGGUCGCCGUUUGACCUCUCAGCAGCUUCAGCAACUUCAACAGCAACAACAGCAGCAACAGCAACAACAGUUCCAGCAGCAACAGAAUCAAGCACAAUUCGCCACCCAAUCGCUGAACCCAUUUCACCAGCCGUACCCCUCGUAUCAGUUCAAUCCGGACGAUCAACCGGCGGCCAUGUUGUUCCAGCACCAGCAAACGCACCCGCAUCCUGCUCAAUCGCUGCCUCCGGCUGGUCCGGGUUUGACCAAUUCGAUGCAUCAUCAUCGUACAGCGCCACGAUUUCAUGCCUCCCGGCACCGGAAGGAUUCGCUGGGGAAGGCCGGUGGCGGAAAAUUCCUCUACCCCCCAGGUUCUCCUUCGAUGGGAUUCAACGAGAAUAUCUACCACCAGCAGCAGACGACGACGGCGAACUCGGGUGGCGGUGCCAUGAUAACGAAUAACAGCAGCAACAGUAGUCUGCUCAGUGGCGGAGGUGGAAAUUUGAAGCACAAUCGAUAUCCGGAAUCGGACCCGGAUAUCAUCGAGGUGUACCUGGAGGACGAUCCGAUCAACUUGAAGGAAGCCGUGCGCGAUGGCAAAGAGAUAAAAUGGCGCAACAACAUCGUCGCUACCAUGGAACGUUACGAGCCGGCUCCGUCGAUGGCGAACAAUGCCGCAACGCUACCCUCGUCCUACCUGCACCAUCACCAGCACCACCAUCAGCACCAGAACAGCGCAUCCAGCACCGACAGUAGCCUCAAUCCGGAAUACUCGUACGCCUACUGCGAGCCGAUCGUGCUCAAGCAACAGCAACAGGGCGCACCCGGCCAACAGCUGCACCCAAGUCAAAUUCCGCAGAUCCACAAGCUGUCGUCGUCCGUGUCGAGCAAUGCUCUGUCGAAGCUGCCAUCCACCAAUUCUCUACGUGCCUUACUGAGCAAGAGCUUUCGCAAGAGUUCUCUCUCGGCUGCCAAUUCGGCGAGCGGCGGUCGAGGAGCGAACUCGGAAGCUGUGACGGCUCCGUCGACUGAGAAGCAUACCUUCACGACGAGGUACGGAACGAAGGAGAACAUCUACGAAGACGUUGGAGCGGGCUCUAGCUUGGGAACACUGAUGGGAGCGGCCAAGGCUGGAGCUAGCAAUAACAUGAACUCCUCAUCGAUGCAGAGUUUUGAAUCGAUCAAUAAGUUUAACAUUCACGAUGAACUGAGGCAUGUCCAGAGUCAACACGAUCGAAUCAUUGGGGAGUUGAAUUUGUCAGUUGAAACGCUGAUUAUGCCCACGAAAGACGAACAGGAUGCCAUCGAGGAGCGGUUGAAUGAGAUUCACUGUGCGCAGUACCACGACGAGAUGUCUCAGGACGAUUGUAUAGCGGCAGGUUCGUCUAAUACUGCGAUGAUUCAGAUGCAAGAGCGACUUUCGCCAACCACUUCCCAGCCAAACAGCGGCGAUGUCGACAGCGGAAUUAGUGGCAGUAGCAGUAGUGGUGCUAGUUAUUCCAGUAGUAUGCUGUAUCGAACGACAGCUAUGUAUACGAGUAACAAUAGCAGCGGUAGUAGCAAGACAGUGACCAUAAAUGACAACGCCGAGGGUAGUGGUUCGGGAAUGUCGAUGAUGGCCGGAAGUAGCUCGAUACGAAGCAGCUGUGGCAGUAACAGUGGUUGCGGUCUAGCAGGCCCUACCGGAUACUCCACCACCUGCGGAGGCGCUAAUUGUAGUAGAUUGGCUUCUAAUGUUGUGAUACCUAAUUCGAAUAAGCUCUCUUGUUGUUUCUAUUCUGAUAAGCUAAACAGUAGAUCUAGUAAGUCUAGCCCGGACCAUUCCGAUAUGCUAGGGGAUAAAUCUAGCUUUUGGAAUAAACUGGGGAAGUUGAAAAUUUCCGGAGUGUUCGGUAAUGGUGCCAACAGUAGCAAUAGCAGCUCGAACAGCUCUAGCACCAGCAGCUGUAGUACAGGCGGGCCACAUUUUCACCAACCGACGCAUCUGCAUCACCACCCGCAUCUGCAGUCGCAUCACCACCAUAACCAUACGCUUCUUAGCCAUCCGCAUCAACUGCCGGGUAUGAACCAAUCCGUGCCGACUACCACGACCAAUACGGCAACAAUUGCUCGAAGCAACGAAGCAGAGCAGAGACAGCACCAUCUGCAUCACCAUCACUUGUUCCACCACCAUCACCAUCAUCACCAGUUGCAGCAGCAGCAACACCAGCAUCAGCAAUCGCAACCGCAACAAGAACAACCGACGACGAUAGAACCCUGGUGGAAGACACCGCCGUCCGAUCCAGUUGAACCCUGCUGUGGUGGCCAUUCCUGUUGCAGUGCAGUCGAGUACCAGAUUCCGUGUGAAAUUCUGGCAACGAUACCCCCGCAUCAGCAACACUUCCAUCCACACCCACAUCCUCCACCGCUUCCGCCACCUCCGCUCAUUCAUGGCGCAUGCGGCGGUACAAACGGACGGCCACCACUUCCACAACCCCCGCUGCAGACACAGAUCGAACUGGAAGAAAACGACGACGACGACGAUGAUGACGACGGAGACGCUGGAAACGGAACAAACCGAACCCCGGCUGCCGAAGCAGAGAACCGAAACGUUGACGCAAAACAGGAACCAGUGCAGCAACCAUCCCAGUAGGCUGCACAAACACAAACCGACCGUACUAGAUUCUAUGAUACCGAAAUGCGUAGCCUACUGUUUGAACCAACUGUAGACUCGUGACGGAAAAAUAAUUGUAAAUAAACGUCCAACAGAAACACGUGUAAUGAUUUUUGAGCAAGUCGAUAUUAGUAGAAUAGAUCGAAUUUUACACAACAAAAAAAACCACCAGUCGUACGCCAGCACCGAUAAAUUGGAUUAACUGAAUUUGUAAAAUAUGAAAUCAAAAUGUAUAAACAAAAAAAAUAACUCGGAAGAUAACAUUCGAUUUGUUGUAAACAAGUUAAGGUAAAUAUAAAACAAAAUAAAAAAAAAUUAAAACAUCUCUAGGAGAACCAAUUUGACAGAGUAACGCGCGUAAGGCAGAUGCGAAGGAUAUUAUCUUUUAGUGUGAAUAGUUAGCGUUAUAAAUCAAAUAUAUACAUAAAAAUAACAAAUAUUAAUAUUAUGAUUGAUGAAUCGAAGGCAAACAACACGGUAGAAACCGAUCCAGCUGAAAACACAACACUCAAACAGUGAGAUCAGUGAGAAAAAAUUGGCAAAAAUCGCCCCCUGCUUUUCGGCGGUGAAAGUUUGAGUAAAGCAUGAAUAUAGACGAAGAAUUUUAAGUUGCUUUAUUUGCGUGUUUAUUUUACGAUAAUUGGUUAUUUCGAUUUUCGGAAAAAUUUUGGGGGAAUGUAAAAAAUUGAGUCUUUUUUAAAGACGUUGAACUUCAAACUUUUUAAACAACCAAAACAAAUUUCAAUAUCACACUGGAAUUGUGAAUCUCUGAAUCUGAAUUCUGGAUCUGAAUUCUGAAUCUGAAUUCUGAAUCUGAAUUCUGAAUCUGAAUUCUGAAUCUGAAUUCUGAAUCUGAAUUCUGAAUCUGAAUUCUGAAUCUGAAUUCUGAAUCUGAAUUCUGAAUCUGAAUUCUGAAUCUGAAUUCUGAAUCUGAAUUCUGAAUCUGAAUUCUGUAAAUUUAUUUUUCGGCAUAUCGGUGAAAAGUAGUUAUGAAAUUGAUAAAGAUGGAUAGAGAAGUGAGAAGAAAAUUUACAGAUGUUGAAAAGAGCGAAAGAGCAUUUUUGCGAGGAAACUUAUUAACGUACACCAUACUUUACCCUGCAACAUUUCAUUAUUUAGGAGAAGUAGUACCGGGAUA